Messenger RNA from Chionomys nivalis (European snow vole), 6285 nucleotides. RefSeq names its product MOB kinase activator 3B (gene Mob3b). The transcript is spliced from 4 exons. NCBI's taxonomy places the organism in Eukaryota, Metazoa, Chordata, Mammalia, Rodentia, Cricetidae. Gene Ontology annotation, biological process: signal transduction; positive regulation of protein phosphorylation. Bases 382 to 1032 code for a protein of 216 amino acids. Gene Ontology annotation, molecular function: protein kinase activator activity. The record is from RefSeq and is a predicted model, not a curated record. Gene Ontology annotation, cellular component: cytoplasm; nucleus.
GGCCGCAGCAGAGCGGCGGCGGCUGCGUCUGGAGUCGCGCGUGCUGGUCAGAAAACCCCUCGCGUGGAUCUGCCAAGUGUCGCUGCUCCGGCCGGAGGAGCUCACUCUUUUUCUCCCGCUCCAGCUGCAGCUACCCGCGCGAAGGAAGACAGUAGGGCCCUAGGCUGAAGGUUAAAACCUCACGGAAGGAACAUGAGGUUCCCUUGGAGAUCAUUCAAGAGGAAGAUGGAAGGAGCCAUUUAAAAUCGAGUUAAACUGCAGGCUGCAAGACUGGGGCCUGAGGGCUGGCAGUGGAAAACUCUGUUGGGCUGUGAUCUCUCACUGAAAAGUCCCGCGUGCCUUUUUGCUUCCUGCAAAAGGAAGGAAGACAAGGAGGAGACCAUGUCUAUAGCCUUGAAGCAGGUGUUCAACAAGGACAAGACCUUCCGGCCCAAGAGGAAAUUUGAACCUGGCACACAGAGGUUUGAGCUGCAUAAACGAGCUCAGGCAUCCCUCAAUUCGGGUGUGGACCUGAGAGCAGCCGUGCAGUUACCCAGCGGGGAGGACCAGAAUGACUGGGUGGCUGUGCACGUGGUGGACUUCUUCAAUCGCAUCAACCUCAUCUACGGCACCAUCUGUGAGUUCUGCACUGAGCGGACCUGCCCCGUGAUGUCAGGGGGUCCCAAGUAUGAGUAUCGGUGGCAGGAUGACCUCAAGUAUAAGAAGCCAACUGCACUACCAGCUCCCCAGUACAUGAACCUGCUCAUGGAUUGGAUUGAAGUCCAGAUCAACAAUGAGGACAUAUUUCCGACAUGUGUUGGUGUGCCCUUCCCAAAGAACUUCCUUCAGAUCUGCAAGAAGAUCCUGUGCCGCCUGUUUCGGGUCUUCGUCCAUGUCUACAUCCACCACUUUGACCGGGUCAUUGUGAUGGGGGCAGAGGCGCAUGUCAACACCUGCUACAAACAUUUCUAUUACUUCGUCACGGAAAUGAACCUCAUAGACCGCAAAGAGCUCGAGCCCUUGAAAGAGAUGACAACCAGGAUGUGUCACUAACAUCCCACCUCAUCUACCGGAAGAAAGGAACAGUUUCUCCCAGGAGUCCCCGUGGGACAGGAAGUGGCCCUCUCUGGCUGAAAUGAUCCUUGCUUCCAGGAGCAGGAAAGCUGGAGCCCCACAAGGACUUCCAAAAGAUGUCUCCUAUCCACUUCGUGUGCUCUUAACCCUCUAAGUGCUGCUAGCCAGGGCCUGUGGGCCAGGCAGACCACAGCAUGAAGGACCAGCCUUGACCCCUUAGGCUGAGGAUAGUGCAGGAGCGGCCGCUGCACUUCCAACCACGUCACGCAUGUCUGUGGCCUGCCCCCUAGGCUUCACUGGAACUCAGGUUUUGAGACUGAGAGUUUUUUGGUUGUUCUUUUUGCUUUAUGUCUUAUCAGACUUCUUGACUAACGUCUCUGUCUUUGAUGUUUCUAAGAACCAAUCAAAUUUGGGGACUCCCAUAUAUAAUACCAUUUUCCUGUCCCACCUCUCCUUGAGUCCCUGCAGGCCCAGGUUCUGGGCCUGUGGCUUAACCUUGUACGGGGCUUGAAGCUGGGAGGGGCCUGCAGUUCUGUUGGCAGCAUCCAUGGCAUUUCCCUCGUGGGCGGUUUCACCAGGGACCAUCUGAUGGAGGGCAUGAUCUGUGCCCCAGACAGGCCAUUCAUCUGCUAACCUCUGGGAAGAGUCUGGAAAUAAACUGGUGCGUUACCAGUUUGCCCUGGUCAGGAUGGAUUUUAGUAGCCACAGUCCAGCAAAGAUAUACUUUCCCAUUUCCCACAAGAGAGAACUAAAGUCACAAAUGACCACUGGGGUCCUUGAGCCAGAUUUGUGCAGUGUUUGUUCUUUAUUGAGGAGUCCUGGCUGACCAGACAUUUUAUAAUGUUAGGAUUUCAGUGACAAGACUGUUGAUAUUUGGUACGUGUAGAUCAAUACACUUGACCUGUAGCCUUCCCAACGUGACCCCAGAGCUUCUGAACUCAGCCGACAUUUUCCCUCCUCCCUAGUCUCCCUUCUUCUAUUCCUGUUUUCCCUCCGUCCUCCCCAUUCCCUCUCCAUCUCUUCCUCAAUCUCUCCUCUCUCUCAUCUCCUCUCUAUUCUCUACUCUGUGUGUGCGUACGUGUGUGCGUGCGUGUGUGUGCACGUGUGUGUGUGUGUGUUUUUCUCUUGCCCACUGUCCUUCCAUCUCUAUGUUCUAGGAAGACACAGAGUUGAUUUCUGUGCAGUAGGUGUGCUACAGUUGCUAAGGUGUUCCUCAAAGCCAAGGCGUCCUUCCGGCCAUCAGAAUAACCAACCGCUCUGUGCAAGCUCCUGCUUUUGGAAGCUUGAGGAAAUGAAAUGUUGCCUUCUCUGAUUCGUUCACAAAGCUGUGGUUCUGACAGCUUGACUAAGAAGUACUCAUACUUCCCAUGACGUUUGAUUUUUAAUAAAGUAUCUGUUGGUGGAGGGAAGUAGAUAUGAAUGUAUUCUUGCAGUUAAUGUAAUAACAGAAGACGACCAAGCUAAUCUGAUGUUACCUAGUAUCUCUAAUAUGUUAAAGCCAUCUGUGACUGCCACAAAAUCCUAGAGAGCAUAGCAUCUUUGCCUAAUGAUGACAAGGCUGACUAUAUGGAGUACAUAAUGGGACCAUGUUUAGGACAACCCUUACUUCCCGUCUCGCGGAUGCUGUCUUACGAAACCCAACACUGCUAACGUCUUUUUGUUAUUGACUUGCUCUGAUCUACAGGAACUUUUUAUUUUCUCCUGAAGUAACCUUUAGAGACCAAGAUAGGCCUAGAAGCAUCUGGCUAAGGGUCUAGAGAAACAAAGCCCUGACUCCCUGACCUGUGCAAUACAGAGUAACACAGUUCAUGGCUGUGCGGGAUGGUGACAAUGAGAAAUGGUAGCCUUGGCCUUGAGGUCUCUGCUGCUUUGUACCUUGAACAACUUACAGGGCUCAUGCAGUGAGAGGAUGAAUAAGUGCCUGCUUUUCAGUAGUGCCUAGCCAAUGAGGAAGCCUGACACUAAAAACAUUUGACAUUUAUUCCUAAUUAUUUUCUCUCAGUUAUUUGUGUAUGUGAAAUUUCUAUCCACCUUAAAAAAUCCAUUUUUUUUUAACUUCUUAGAAUGGUUUUCUCUGGCUUGUAUUGUUAAUUGCACUAGUCCACUCUUGGAGGAAAGUCUAGUCAAUUGCUCUGCUUUUUAGAAGGAUGAGGUGUUCAUAUUUCAAAAAACUUUGUUUGGCUGAUUCUAAAGAAAAAUCUUCUUGGGCUGUUUUGAAGCCUUUGGCCUAACCUUAUCCUCCAUACGUCUGUAUUGUGAACAGACGAUCCCUGCAGCCCCUGGGAUAGCUCAGGCCUGCUUCUGUCUUUUAACCUUCUUCUUCCUGAUUUUCUGCAUUUGUUUUAACUUCAGGAAAGUUCACAGUUGAAAGAUUGCGAGCACCCUAUCCUUUAAGUGCAGCAAGUGUUAGCGUAUCACCUCGUUUCUUUCUCACCACAAAACCAAGUUACAGUCAUCAUAAAGCUUUGAAAUACUCUGUCACCCCUCCUGUUAGUAAUGAGGACAUUAUCCUAUCCGUCUUCAGUGGCAUCAGCUCCAAGAGCCUGAAAUGGAUAUUCAAAUUCUGCCUCAGAAGAUUCUUUGACGUUGAUUUGCCUUUAAAAAAAAAUCUAGGAUGUAAUCAAGAACUACACAUUUUAUCUAAGUGUCACUGUCUUCAUUUCCAUUGAUAGAUGAUCAUUUCCUCUGUGUGUGUGUGUGUGUGUGUGUGUGUGUAUGUGUGUGUGUUCUGUCUUUAGUAAUGUAUGUGACUGGCAUUCCUGAAGAACAUAAGCGCUGGUUUGUUUAUGGGGUGUGCCCAUAUUCUGGAGGCAGUGAUGAGGGUAACAAUGUUCACAGUGAUGAGGGUAACAAUGUUCACAGUGAUGAGGGUAACAUUGUUCACAGUGAUAAGGGUAACAAUGUUCACAGUGAUGAGGGUAACAAUGUUCACAAUGAUGAGACACCCUCCUUGCAUCAUGUUAGAAAAUGUGAGUGUCCAAUGGAAGACUAAUCAGUGGGCUCAGGGUUAGCUGCCUGGACCAAUCAAGUUGCAUAAUUCGUCGUUACGCUCUGGGAUUCAAUACACGCACCAUUUAUAGAAUAUGAAGCUCCACAUGUCUACUUCACUUCUUAGUGUUAUCAGAGGUCCCCUGACCCCAAUGUUAAAUCCCUUGCCAUGGAAGACGAAGACGUGUAAAAGGAGUCCAACCUUUCCACUUAAGAUGAAAAGGAGCAGGAAUUUUUCAUUUGCAGACAAUACAUAUGAAUGCUGAUUCAUGGGCGUGUGAUGAUCCUCCAGCCAGAGGCAAAGUCCGUGCGUGUGUGCGUGUGUGUGUGUGUGUGUGUGUGUUUCCUUUAGUGAUUUCCCAUUCAGACAGACCCAUAGUUUCCUCAUUGAGCUCAGCUCAUGUAUUAUGAGACAGUGUCUCUUUACAUAGUUCUGAAUGUCCUGAAACUCAUUGUGUAGACCAGGCUGACCUUGAACUCACAGGGAUCAUCCUGCCUCUGCUUCCUGAGUGCUAGGAUUAAAGGUGUGUGCCACCAUAUCCAACUGCUCAUAUGUUUUUGUUGAGGGUGAGGUGACUACUAAUUAUUUGGGGGAGGCAAACAUCUUAACUUUCACAGCAGGUUGUGCCUCUCCAAAAGAGGUGAUUAGGAAUCAGAUUUUUUUUAAGAUUUUGAUAAUUUGAAAUAAAGAACAUAUCCACAAGUCUAGGCACACUCUGCGGUCACAAGCCUUACAUUUUUGUCCUAAUAGAUAUUGAUAUCAAACAUCUAGUGAGAUAUCUUCAAUUUGCCUUCUGGGGUAACGGUUUAAACUGGGGUCACACUGGAGAAACAGAACCUUAGUUCUUCCAUUUCUGUCCCCCAGUGACCUCCAAGCCCCUCAUCCAGGCCUCCUUUGCCUCUUACUUCCUACUGUGUUCAGCCAAAUCGUGACAGAGGGACCAACGCUCUUCCUAAAUCUAGACUAAAUUGCGGAUCUCAAUUCUUUUUCUGCUUCUUAGGCUGUUGAUCUUCUCUUCCUUGAAUGUUUUCUUAUUUCUUUCCUCAGAGUUAGGAUGAAUGGAAGGAACUUGAGAGAUCCCUAAUUCAUCCUUCCUAUUCCCCAAACAUGCCGCAACAUCCCAGGUAGACCCUGCUCUCCUUUUACUGGUAUCCAGGCUUAGAAGGUCUACAGAACCCUCUGUAUGACCCACAUGACGUCACAGCCAUGGAAACUUUCCAUCCAGCCCGAGCCAGCUAGUCCCUUUGAGCUCCAGCCUGUCAGGAAGGUCCAGGGACUGGACAGCAGCAUCAGUAAAUGCUAAGUGAUGAGAGUUUCGUUUGCACGGUCAUGAAAUGUCCGAAGACCAGUGGUCCUUCAGCCUGCCUUCUCAAUCGAUGCAGUUGUGGCUCCUCUCAGGUGCUUUGCCAUCCUCCCACUAAGAACUAAGCUAGAAGCUCCCUCCCCCACCCCAAAAGCUCUCCCUCUGUCUGUGUUAUAGACACUGCACACUGUGAAUCUGAUAAGCAUUAUCGCAUGCCUUCUCCAGACCCUGCUGUGUUUUCCCUAGACUUGGCUAUAAGAGAAAUCUUUGGGUUUUCUUAUCUAUUUCCUUUGACCAUAGGAAACUCUAACUAGGUUAUGUUGAGCAAUUCCAAGUUUCCUUUCUCCCUGCUUUUAAUAUCCUUCAUCAUAACACACUGGAUUUGGUUGGAAUUUUCCUUAGCUGGAAAACAUUAAGGGAUUUGAUUUAUGCUGGUCCACGCUUAGUCAGUUCAUCAUCACGGGUGAAAACACAUAGCUUCCAAUAAUCCCUCGGCAUGAGGAAAAGAACGCAGCGUGUCUUCAAGAGAUGGCAAAGACAUCAUUUGGGUAAUAUUGUCAUUCUGGCUUUGAUUAUUUUGGUUUUGAAGAAACUAGUAAUUCCUGUCUGGUUUUAAAAAUGUUUAGCAGAAAAAUUUUAUAACAAGCUAUUUUCCUCUGGGCAAUAUUAAAUAUGGGUAAAAAUUUUCAAUAUGUAAAAAAAUGUGUAAUGUAGAAGAUGAAUCUUUUUUAAUGAAGUGAGCUAUUUUACUAGCUUCUAGUAUUCUGCUUUCAAAGUUUUCCUGCCUCCUUUUUAAGUACAUCUGAAAAAUGUUAACUAUAUUUCCAUUCCAUUUAUGAUUCAGCUAAGGAUUUGGCUGUAAGAAAACAGGCUAACAUAAUUAAAUCAAUUAGAAGAGCUAGAUAUAUCUAAAGAAUAUUUAUGAAAUUUCUGUGUGAGC